AUGCCACAUCUGAAGCUUCGAGAUGGAGCCGAGCUCUUCUACAAGGACUGGGGCAACCCCAACGGCGCUAUUGUCGCCUUCUCCCACGGCUGGCCCUUGAGCAGCGACAAUUGGGAAAACCAAAUGAUGUAUCUGGCUGAUCAAGGCUACCGUGUCAUCGCACACGACCGGCGUGGCCAUGGGCGAUCUACUCAGACCUGGGAUGGAAACAACAUGGACACCUUUGUCGACGAUCUCAAGGAGCUUUUCGCCCACCUGAAGGUGAACAACGCAGUGAUGGUUGGUCAUUCCCAUGGAGGAGGAGAGGUCACUCAUUACCUCGGAAAGCACGGCACAAGUCGUUUCAAGAAAGCCGUGCUUGUCGGCGCUGUGCCCCCUCUGAUGGUGAAGACUAGUGUCAACACCGAGGGGACGGACAAGUCAGUUUUCGAUUCGUUCCGAGAAGCUAUGCGGAAAGACCGCGCACAAUUCUUCCUGGAUGUCCCCAGCGGACCAUUCUUUGGUCUUAACCGACCUGGUGCACAGAAAAGCGAAGGACAGAUUCGUAGCUGGUGGCAGCAGGGCAUGAACACCAGUUUCAAGUCAGCGUAUGACUCGAUCACGGAUUUCUCGGAAACAGAUUUCACGGAAGAUCUGAAGAAGAUUAAUAUUCCUGUACUGGUUCUUCAUGGGGAUGAUGAUCAAGUUGUUCCCAUUCAGGCAUCUGGACUGAAGUCAGCAAAACUUCUGCCUCAAGGCAGGCUGAAGAUUUACAAAGGGGGAUCCCACGCUAUUCACAACAUCAAUGUUGACGAAGUCAACAAAGAUCUGCUUAGCUUUAUCAAGGAAUGA
Molecule: messenger RNA, 831 nt
Organism: Penicillium samsonianum
Lineage: Eukaryota; Fungi; Ascomycota; Eurotiomycetes; Eurotiales; Aspergillaceae
Product: alpha/beta fold hydrolase
Exons: 1
Coding region: 1-831 (276 amino acids)
Molecular function (GO): catalytic activity
Source: RefSeq, a predicted model, not a curated record